AAAUGAAACAAUAAAUGGAACAAAAAAUGGAAAAGAUGAUGAAGCAGAUGAUUCAACAGAAAGAAUUAUUUUCAUAUUUGCUGUAUGGAACGUUUUUGCUUGUGGUGUAUCGUUCGUUUCUUCUCUUCUAAGACCACGAAAUCCUGAAUUGAUGUACACAAGAAACAGAAUGAUAUCUCGUGAUACUAUCGCGUCUUUAUGGUCGCUUAUCUCUUUUUCGUGGAUGGCUCCAAUAAUUAAAUUGAGUAAUGGGCACGAUCUUACCGUGGAUGAUUUAUGGGAAUUACCAUUUAGAUGUCAGGCUACUCACUGUUAUUUGGAAUUAGAUCGAGUACGAAAUACGGAUCUUCUAACUCGAUUACUUCGUGCCAAUUCCGCUAACCUUGUUCUUUUCAUUGUUAUUGCAAUACUACGAUCUAUUUCUUAUCUUAUUACUCCAUUCUUUCUAUAUCGAUUAUUGGCGUAUAUGUCUGAUGACAAAACAAAAAAAUAUACUGAAGAACCCUAUCUUUAUGUAUUUGGAAUAUUAUGCUCUGAGCUUGCUGGUGUCGUUUUUUUAAACCAGUUAAAUUAUCAGAUGUCAUGGCUGAACAUUCGCGUUGAACAAAUGUUGAGCUUAUUGGUAUAUGAAAAACAAAUAUGCUUAAAAACUACUCUAACUAAAGUCAAAGGUGGCAGAUCAAACAACGUUUUGACAACUGAAGUUUAUGAUAUUACUGGCUUCUUUUCCAAUCUUCCUUUUCUUUUGACAAUUCCUUUGGAAGUAAUCGCAAUAACGGUAUUUUUAUAUUCUUUAUUGGGAGUGUCUAGUAUUGCUGGCGUGGUAAUGAUGAUAGCAUGCCUUUGGUAUAAUAAAAGGUAUGGAAAACACGUCAAUCGGUUGCAAAAGCGGGUCAAAAGAGCCAGAAGCGGUAGAGUUAGUGAAAUUUUUGAACUACUUAAUGUAGUUCGCACGAUCAAAAUGUUAGCUUGGGAGCGCAGUUUUCACGAUAAAUUAAUGCUUUCGCGUCAAAUUGAACUUGAUCAACUUCAACAUUUCUUCUGGCGUACAACAUUGCUUACCUUAUUAGUUCACCUUACACAAUUCUUCGUGACAUUGAUUACAUUCACUUUUUAUACGAUUAUAUUUCAAAACCAAUUAACAGCUCCUAAAGUUUUCACGAGCCUUAUGUUAUUUAACAUAUUGAAGCAGUCAAUGCAAAUUUAUCCAGAUUUGAUAGUUGACCUUAAGGCACUUGUGGUCUCCGUAGGGCGUAUAGAAAAGUUUCAGGAUGAAAUAGAGAUUCAAAAGCCUUCUAGUUCAGAUUCUAUGGUUACCAAUAUUGGUUUUACUGGUGUUAAUGUGGCUUGGAAGGAUGAUAUCAUUCGAAGUCCUAAUGAUUUUGUAUUAAAAAAUCUAAAUUUAAAGUUUCCUAUCGGAACACUAAGCCUUGUUUGCGGGCAUAAAUCUUCUGGAAAAACGCUCCUUUUACUUUCACUUCUUCGUGAAACAUCAUUGCUAUGUGGUACUAUCCAUUUUCCUAUAACAAAAGUUGCUUAUGUUCCUCAGCAACCAUGGUUGGAAAAUUCAACUAUACGAGAAAAUAUACUAUUUGGCUCCAAUUUCGAAGAUGAGCGCUAUUGGAACAUUGUUGAUGCAUGCGGUUUGCUUAAAGAUUUUGAGAGCAUGGAACAAGCCGAUUUCACUGAGUAUAAUGAUAAAGAUUUAGUACUAAGCGAUGAACAAAAGGCUCGCGUGGCACUCGCAAGAGCACUAUAUAGUGAUGCGCGAAUAAUACUGCUAGAUGAUUUUUUGUCGAUUAUGGACUCAACUACAGGUCCAUUUAUUGCCGGACGAACUGUGAUUAUUGUAACAUAUUAUAUUCGAGAUCUUUUGGAUAUUUCUGAUUAUAUAGUAAUACUCGGUGGUGGGACUGUUAUAGCUGAAGGAACUUCUGGGCAAAUGAUGGAUUCUGAAGCUUUAGCCAAUGAAAUGUUUAGAACAAAUGCAGAUGCUAAACAUGAUCAGAUAGAUACAAUUACACAGAAUUCAUUUAAUCAAACGGUUGAAAAAUAUGAUAAGAAAAUUUGGACAACAAAUGAAGUGCAUAGUCAAGUUAAAGACCCGUUCAAUCUUUAUUAUUUUUACAUCAAAUCUAGUGGAGGUUUAUUGCUUUGGACCAUGCUUAUUCUUCUGUUAAUUAUAAUUCGAGUUCUAACAAUUGGUGAAGCAUAUUGGUUGAAAGAAUGGUCAGACCCUAACUCAUCAUUAUUUGAGUUAUUAUAUGAUUAUGUUCAAAUACGUUUCGUAGCUAUAUAUAUUUUAAUUGCCUCAGUAUCAGCACUUUUUAUAAUUUUUCGUAUGGCAUGUCAACUUUUAGUUUCGUUUAAAGGUUCAAAAACCUUAUUUUCCAAGCUUCUUAAUGCUAUUUUGAACGCGCCCUUUACAUUUUUCGAUACUGUUCCCCUUGGAAAAGUAAUGAAUCGCUUUUCAAAAGAUCUAGUUGCACUAUGUCUUGUAAUUAGCAGCGCGUAUAUUAACGUUUCAAGAGAAUUAAAACGCCUUCAGUCCAUUACUCGUUCACCUGUUGUCUCAUGGUUCAAUGAGACAAAUAUAGGUAUUACAACUAUUAGAGCAUUCGCUGCCGAGCAUCGAUUUGUUAAAAAAUUCACUGACCGUUUAAAUACAUCCAAUAGGACUACCUACCUUCUUCAUAUGUCUAAUCGGUGGAUGCAUGUUCGCAUUGGCAGCACAGGUGCCUUGGCAUCUUAUUGUGUUGGUAUUUUUAUCCUAUGGCAGUAUGCUAGUAUUGAUGCCAGUUUAGCUG
This is a messenger RNA of Dentiscutata heterogama, 2807 nucleotides long. The record is from the annotation of a GenBank genome assembly. NCBI's taxonomy places the organism in Eukaryota, Fungi, Glomeromycota, Glomeromycetes, Diversisporales, Gigasporaceae.